This is a messenger RNA of Nilaparvata lugens (brown planthopper), 1503 nucleotides long. Its product is annotated as Golgi to ER traffic protein 4 homolog. The record is from RefSeq and is a predicted model, not a curated record. Lineage: Eukaryota; Metazoa; Arthropoda; Insecta; Hemiptera; Delphacidae. Gene Ontology annotation, cellular component: BAT3 complex; cytosol. Gene Ontology annotation, molecular function: protein binding. Gene Ontology annotation, biological process: protein insertion into ER membrane.
GUGCACCUAUAUCUAGAUCCAAAAGGCAGUGCUUUGUAACAUGCCCCAUUCCUUUUUUUUAUUUUUGUUGUAUCUUUAUAAACAUGGCUGAUAAUAUGGCUGGUCGGAGGGUGCGUGGAGUAGAUAGAGUACUUUCAAAAUUAGAAACUGCUGUGAAUGCUGGAAAUUAUUAUGAAGCACAUCAAAUGUACAGGACAUUAUAUUUUAGGUACCUCACACAGAAAAACUAUUCAAAAUUAUUAACUAUGCUAGAAGAUGGUGCCAAACUUUUACUUCAAAAUAAUCAGCAAGCAAGCGGAGCUGAUUUAGCGAUUCUAUUAGUGGAUGUUCUGGUCAAAUCUGAUACUCAACCUUCGGAUCUUUAUUUCUCAAAAAUUGCCAAGCUAUUUUCGAUGGUGUGUCGAGAGACCCCGGAACGUGAGAAUCUGCUGGCAGCCGCCCUACGCUGGUCUAUCAUUGGCUGCGAACAACACAAGUCGGGCCAUCCUAGUCUACACCAAGUCAUCGCUCAAGUGUUCUGGAAAGAAAAGAACUAUGUGAUGGCCCGAUACCACUUUUUGAGAUCGACCGACGGCUCAGGAUUUGCCACGAUGCUCAUCGAGCUCCAUAAAACUCGCGGCUAUGCCUGUGAAAUCGACUUAUUCAUAGCGCAAGUUGUCCUGCAAUACUUAUGUUUGCAUAACAAGAGGACGGCAACCGUUGCCUUUCAGAGCUACACGAGUCAGCACCCCAACAUCGACAAAGGUCCACCCUACAUACUUCCUCUCCUCAACUUCAUCUGGUUCCUUCUCAAGGUCAUUGAAAGCGGGAAACUAGCAGCUUUCAAUAUAUUGUGCAAACAGUACCAACAGAGUAUAGAGCGAGACCCGGCCUAUGUCGAAUAUCUUGACAAAAUUGCACAAAUAUUUUUUGGAGUCAAUCCUCCGCGACCACAGAAUUCAAAUGGAUUUUUCGGUGAUAUAUUCCAAUCACUGAUGAAUAGCGUUGAUGAAUUCGACUCGGAUGACGACGAGCCAAGCCACAUGUCUCGACCAUCCACUUCCUCUCAGCUCAGAAUGGAAACAGAGGCUUUGGACUAGACCCAGAUCCAGACCAUGUUCUGGCUGCAUCCACAAACUUGUGUGCUGUGUAUAUUCAUAUAUUAGACCUUUAUUAUACUUAUACGUAUAAUAAGUGAGUAUGUGAGGGACUUUGAUCCACCAAACCUAACGAAGCAGCGGUUCAGCCACUCUAACCAACUCCCAAAUUUCAUUCUACUAAAUCAUUGAAAAAAAAACUAAAACUGACAAACCCAUCUCUGUAAUUUCGCCAGAAAUGUUGCAUGAAAUACGUUGUAAAUAACAGAGUGAUGAGAAACAUUUGUAAAGAAAUAAUAUUGUAGUGUAAGAUAAUUCCAAUGAUUGGUAAUGAUUGUGAAAUUUGUAUUAAUUUGUGAUUAUUUUAUUUGUUAAUUUCUUUUUUAGUCGGAGUAAAAAAGCAAUAAUAAAAUUAUUUGUUUCAUUU